Rhodotorula toruloides NP11 is the source of this 900-nucleotide messenger RNA. Its product is annotated as SHO1 osmosensor. The coding region runs from base 1 to 900 and encodes 299 amino acids. Gene Ontology annotation, molecular function: protein binding. NCBI's taxonomy places the organism in Eukaryota, Fungi, Basidiomycota, Microbotryomycetes, Sporidiobolales, Sporidiobolaceae. The record is from RefSeq and is a predicted model, not a curated record. The transcript has 9 exons. Gene Ontology annotation, biological process: regulation of actin filament polymerization.
AUGCCUCGCACUGGCUUCGACCUCCGUCCAGUGCUCUCGCACCCGGGCUUCAUGCUCACGCUGCUCGUCGCGACCGCCGGCUUCUUUGCCGCCUUCAUCGGACAGAUCGUGCUAGAGUCAAAGUACCAGUCGUCUGAUGGAAAGGGAUCUGCUGUCGGAGUGCCUUGGUUCGGCAUCUUCCUCCAGCUCUUCCUCAACAUUGGCGUCUUCGUGACGCUUGCGACCGACAAUGUCGGCGCGAACCGCUUCCAGCUCUCGAUCUUCCUCGCUGUCGCUCUCGUCAUGGCUGUCAUCGGUGUCAACCUUGGCAUCUUCCAGGACUCGUCCUACCAGCUCGCCAUUGGCGCCGGCUGGCUGCUCGUCGCCAUGGUCGAUAUCCUCUGGAUCCUCUACUUCACCUCCUCGGACGACGCCUGGUUCGCCUCCUUCUUCGACAUCGGUUCCUCCAUGCACUUCUCCUCCCGCUCCUCCUCCUCCAACUUCCCCUCGCACCGUCGCGGCCCGUCCUCCCGCGCCGGCGGCUCGACGCUAGGCAUGUCCGGCCCCGCCGGAGGAGUCUCGUACCAAUCGUACCAGGGCAUCUCGAAGGGUGGUGCGGCGAGCGUUGCGGGAACGCAGGGGCCGGCGAGCGUCAGCGUGCAUGAUCUGCAGGUCGAGGGCAACAGUCCGGCUGGGACCGCGCCGAGCUUGAUGGGUGAGGGUGCGCCAGAGUACCAGGCGCCGGUGCUCAAGGCUCGCGCGCUUUACUCUUACUCGGCCUCCCCCGACGACCCCAACGAGAUCUCGUUCGCCAAGGGCGAGAUCCUCGACAUCCUCGACAACUCGGGCAAGUGGUGGCAAGCGCGCAAAACGGACGGGACCAAGGGCAUCGUCCCCUCCAACUACCUCUCGCUCCUCUAA